AUGUGUAGCCUCUUGAUUUGUUUCAUCUUAACAUUUUCCAUCCCUUCCAUCACAAAUGCUUGCUUCUUUACUCCAGAAUGGAAGCUCUAUAUUAUUAACGGCACUCCGGAUAAUAUCAUUAUGCAUAUUAGAUCAAAAGAUGAUGAUCUCGGGAAACAUAAUGUCCCUUCAAAUGGUUAUUAUGAUUGGUCAUUUUGUGAUAGAUUUGAUGGCACCACAACAUUUGAUGCUGAGUUUUGGUGGGGUCAAACAUAUGAUUGCUUGGAAGUGUUUGCUAAGCUUGCUCGAAGAAAGUGCGAUAGGUUUGGAUUUCGUGUUGAAUAUUGUUAUUGGCUAUUACGACCUGAUGGAUUUUAUAUAUCUCCAUUGAAUGUAUCAUUCCCUGAUCCAUUAUGGGCGUUUAUUAAACCUUAG
Messenger RNA from Lactuca virosa, 414 nucleotides. The record is from the annotation of a GenBank genome assembly. NCBI's taxonomy places the organism in Eukaryota, Viridiplantae, Streptophyta, Magnoliopsida, Asterales, Asteraceae.